Molecule: messenger RNA, 1256 nt
Organism: Capsella rubella
Lineage: Eukaryota; Viridiplantae; Streptophyta; Magnoliopsida; Brassicales; Brassicaceae
Product: 5'-nucleotidase SurE
Exons: 9
Coding region: 83-1024 (313 amino acids)
Cellular component (GO): cytosol
Molecular function (GO): nucleotidase activity
Source: RefSeq, a predicted model, not a curated record
UUCACUAAAAAAUCAGAAGAAGCUCCAAAAGAAGCUCUCUCCAAAUAUCUAAAAUUUCGUACGGGUUCCUCUGACGGGAGCGAUGGAAAUUGACGGUGGAGAUCGCAAUUCCGGUGACCGGCCGAUCAUCAUGGUCACAAACGACGACGGUAUCGACGCGCCUGGCUUGCGUUCCCUGGUUCACGUCCUCGUCUCCACCAACCUCUACGAUGUUCGCGUCUGCGCUCCUGAUUCGGAGAAAUCUGCUGUUAGUCACAGUAUCAUAUGGAAUAGACCACUUACUGCAAAACGAGUUGAAAUUGAUGGAGCUACAGCCUAUGCUGUUGAUGGAACCCCUGCGGAUUGCACUGGUUUGGGCUUAUCCGAGGCACUCUUCCCUUCUCUUCCUGACCUGGUUCUUAGUGGUAUUAACGUCGGUAGCAACUGUGGAUAUAACAUUGUCUAUUCUGGAACUGUUGCUGGUGCUCGUGAAGCCUUCCUUUAUGAUGUGCCUUCUGCCUCCAUUUCAUACGAUUUUGAUUGGAAACAAAAAGAGGUGAAUGCUAAUGAUUUUGUCCUUUCUGCCCAAGCUUGCUUGCCUAUUAUCAACGGCAUACUCAGUGCGGUCAAGAACAAAACUCAUCCUAUGAAAUGCUUUCUGAAUAUCGAUUUGCCGACUGAUAUAGCUAAUCAUAAGGGAUACAAACUAACUAAACAAGGUAAAAGCAUGAACAAAAUGGGAUGGAGACAAGUGGAAGAGGAUGCACAAGGACCGAAGAUGUUAUCAACAAUGACAAUGGAAACAGAGUCAGGAGUUGUCUCAUCAGACAACGACACAUCUGUUCAUUCAAAAGAGAGCCGCUUAUUCAAGAGAGAGGUAAGGGAUAGGAUAACUGAGGAAGGGACUGAUUCUCACGUCCUGAAAGAAGGAUAUAUUACGGUGACACCCCUUGGAGCUCUCUCUCAAACUGAUGUGGACUGCCAAAAUUACUACAAAGAGUGGCUUCCCAAGAUUACGAACCAGUCAUGUUCCUCAUCCCUGUGAUGACACAACUUGAAAAAAAAAAAAAAAACUCUAUUAAGUUACCCAUUGUGGAUCACACUACAAUUUGUGGUAGACCUAUUUAAUUACUAUUAUUAUUAUCAGUUCUAGUUGUUUAGUUAUAUGUUGUGAGUAGAAAAGUCUCUGUUGUUCUGAGUCCAUGUUUGGAACAUCAAGGAUUUUUCAAACUCUAUUUCUCUUAAAAAAACAUAUAAAAAAUGACUUUUAUAUAAUC